CCCGUAAGACGCGGAAGAGCAAGAUGGCGGCGCCGAGCCUGCCCACGCCGUUGUACGGGCACGUGGGUCGCGGAGCCUUCAGCGACGUGUACGAGCCCUCGGAGGACACGUUCCUGCUCCUGGACGCGCUCGAGGCGGCGGCGGCCGAGCUAGCAGGAGUGGAAAUAUGCCUCGAAGUAGGAGCAGGGUCUGGUGUGGUGUCUGCAUUCCUGGCCUCCAUGAUAGGUCCUCAGGCCUUGUACAUGUGCACUGAUAUCAACCCCCAGGCAGCUGCAUGCACCCUGGAGACAGCAUGCUGUAACAGAGUUCACAUUCAGCCAGUAAUCACAGAUUUGGUCCAAGGCUUGCUGCCCCGAUUGAAGGGAAAAGUUGACCUGCUGGUGUUUAACCCCCCCUAUGUAGUGACUCCGCCUGAAGAGGUAGGAAGUCACGGAAUAGAAGCAGCUUGGGCUGGUGGCAGAAACGGCCGGGAAGUCAUGGACAGAUUCUUCCCGAUGGCUUCAGAACUCCUCUCCCCAAGAGGGCUGUUCUACUUAGUUACCAUAAAAGAAAACAAUCCAGAAGAAAUUGUUAAAACACUGAAGACAAAAGGUCUGCAAGGGACCACAGCACUUUGCAGGCAAGCAGGCCAAGAAAUCCUGUCCAUCCUCAGGUUCAGCAAGUCCUAGUGUCCUGAGAAAGCCACCCAAGUACACAAGACCUGCCUGAAGCUGAAUGUACUCAGUAGGUUUGAGACUGAUGCCAUUCCCUGGCCAAGAAAUUUUAUCAGAAAUUUGUCAUAAAGAAAAAAGGUGGAGUCGGUGCAUUGGUGGGGCACACACCUUUAAUCCUAGCACUGGGGGCCCCCUCCCCCCGACAGGCUGAUGGCCCUGAGUUCAAGGCCAACCUGGUCUACAGAGUGAGUUCCAGGACAGCCAGGACUGGUACACAGAGAAACCCUGUCUCAAGGAAAAAAAGAAGAAGAAAAGGUGAGGGCUGGAUAAAUGGCUAAGAGGUUAAGAGCACUGGCUGCUAACACAGAGGUUUAGGGUCCAGUUUUGAGCACCCACAUGGUGGCUCACAGCCACCCAUAACCCCAGUUCCAAGGGAUCCUACCCUUUUCUGACCUCUGGAUGCCAGGCACACAGGUGAUACAUACAUAAAGCAAGACACCCAUACACAGAAAACAACAUAAACCUAAAAAACAAAAAGAUGUUAAGCUGGGGCAUUUUGUUUUCAGGGACUCAAGUAUAUGGGUAUUUCUGUACGUGUGCAAAUAAAUGUGUAUACUCUAUUAUAAUUUACAUUUUAUGUUAUAUUUAUAUAUGAAAUUAUGUUUGAUAUAGCAUUAGCUAUAUAUAUUAGCAAAGUAAUAUGAUCACCCUAAAUGUCCAUCAGAAAGGACACUGGUUAAAAUAAAUGUCAGCUAUCCAUUCCACUGAACAUAUAGCCAUGAAACAAGUCCCUGUGUAGACCCUGAACCAGAGGCUCCAUGGCAACUCAUUACAACUCGUGCAAAGAAGCUGCAGAUGAAUUUUAUCCCACACAUGCUAUUUUAAAAAUCCAGCUGAGGCAGUGUAUUGAUGUGUGUACAUGACAAAGGCGUGGGAGGUAAACUACAGGAAUAAAAGAACUUCACUCUUUUGUGGUGGCAUGUGUUUUACACAAUGGUAAUGUUAAAAGAGUUACAGUGGAUUAUCAUAAACAUGAUAAAAACUCAAA
This is a messenger RNA of Peromyscus eremicus (cactus mouse), 1701 nucleotides long. RefSeq names its product N-6 adenine-specific DNA methyltransferase 1 (gene Hemk2). Gene Ontology annotation, biological process: methylation. Bases 24 to 668 code for a protein of 214 amino acids. The record is from RefSeq and is a predicted model, not a curated record. Gene Ontology annotation, molecular function: S-adenosylmethionine-dependent methyltransferase activity; protein methyltransferase activity; nucleic acid binding. NCBI's taxonomy places the organism in Eukaryota, Metazoa, Chordata, Mammalia, Rodentia, Cricetidae. The transcript is spliced from 6 exons. Gene Ontology annotation, cellular component: eRF1 methyltransferase complex.